AAACACACCGGACCGGUUCUUGGUACCAUGAUGCGCUUGGAAGUCAACGUUGUGCAGGUUGACUCCGAAGCCAGUGAGGUGUUCUUGGUGCCCAUUUCGCAGGGCAUGACAGUUUCUGAGUUGAGAAUGGAGACGCAACGGCGUGUGCAGAAACUCAAAGGGUGGCAGCAAUUUGAAGUGGUAAAGCUGCGACAAGGGUCCAGCAAAGGGGCUCUUUUGGAUGAUGAUUGUGUGCAAGGGCUGCUUGGCCCUGAUGAAGGCGUUUGGGCCAUUUGCUGUUCAUCGUCGGUCGAUGCCCCUGACACGGAGGCUGUGGCAGGUGGCGUGAACACGUGUGAAUCGCACGCGCCCAUUGCGCCGAUUGUGGCUGAUACACCGGUGCAUCCCGAUGGUGAUGGGAAGGUCUUAGUGAAGUAUCAAACGAUUGAGCGUUUGGCCGGAGGGAAGCCCCCGGCGGAAGUGAAAGUAGAUGCAGAGCUUUGUACAUUGGGCUUAGCCAAGCAGAUUGCAGACAUUGAGGGUAUCAUCUAUUCAGCAUGGGAAGAUGGUGUUGAAGAUUGUGCCAUCGCUGUGCCUUUUGGAAGCUGCAAGGGCACUGGCUGUGUUUGCGCCACAGCCAACGGGCAUUUGAAAAUGUGGGGAUAUGAAUCCGCCUUGAAGAUUGAGCCGGCUGCCUUCCUGCAAGAGGAGCAUCCACAGCGAUGGGCCGCUGAUCUGUGCACCGCAGAGAUAUGCUCCAUUUGUUUGACAAGUCUAACAGAAAGCUGUGUGCCAGGGGACAUUGUGGUUGGAAAUCGUCAGUGCUUGCACUUCUUCCACGGCCAGUGCUUGUUGGGCUCGUUUCAAGCUGACGGGAAACAUCAGUGCCCUUUUUGCCGUGGGGAAUGGCAUUACCUUGAAGAUCCAGAGAAGAAGAACAGCACAGCCGAAGCUGGCGAAGCGUUGCUUGUGGUGCUGCAAGCUUCUGGUGAAGCGACCUGUAUCUACACUGACAUCAAGCCUGGUAUCACUGUAAAAGAGUUCAAGUCCAUUGCCGCGAGUCUCACAGGCUCUGACUGUCGAAAUUUGUUGCUACGAAGCCAUGGGGUGACCCAUGAUGAUGAAGCGGCAGUGGUUGAAGUUCUACCUCCCGUUUUUUCGCUUUGUGAGAGGGGCGCGCAUCCUUGGUCAAUGCAAGUGACCUGCCAUGGUCCGGAUGGGGAGCCGCCAGUGAAGCGCAAGAUGAGCAGCAGCGACACCAUUUGGGAUUUGAAACGUUCGCUGCACCGCGAAUGGCGGAUUUUGCCUUCCAAGCUGCGGGUCAAAGAUGAAACAGGUCUCUACCGGUACGAUGCAGUGAUGCUGGGUGAGCUUCAAGACGGUGUUCAGGUGGAAGCAGAGGUGACUGUCUCUGUUUCCGCGGAAAGCUACGUCUUGUUGGAUCUCUGGGUUCCGACGCACCGCUUGGAUACUCCAUCAGAAGACAGAUGUGAAGAUAUGCUGCUUGAGGGUGAGGUGCUUUAUGUCACACAACGAUGUAGUUUUAUGGGCCCCUGCUACAGAAGCCAGCCGACCGGACCUUCGGAGGAUCGCAUAACGCUCUUUGCAGCAGACGAAUCAUGGCAAGUGGUCAACAGGCCUCAAACAGAAGAGGGUUUGAGUUGCUUGCUCUCCAGCCUGUGGGUCCUUUCUGCCCAGCCUGAGUCCACCAAGCAGGCCUUGCUUUCUUCCGCGUGGCGGCUGUUUCCCUUUCCACCGCUGCAACUUGGCCUUGCACUUCUACUGGACGGCCGCGGUCGACAGAUUACAGAGGCCGACAAGGCUGCUGUGGCCCAUGGUUUCUUCCAGAUGCUGAAAGCCAUCGCCCCCAAGGACCAUCCGGAAGGGCAACUCUUCGAACAUGCGAGGAUCCUUCUGUCCUAUCUCCUUCGAUCUUCAGAUGAGGAGAUCAACGCACCCACCCAGGUGGAAAAGACGCUGUUGUGCUGCAUCACGAAUGAGCCGUUGCAGGAGCCAGCCUACUUCUUGGACCAGCCAGAGAUGAUCUUCAACCGAUCCGCUGCGGAACAUGUGAUUUCUCAGCUUCAAGCAGGGAUUGAUAUGGAGACCACUUUCCACCUGGAUGAAGCUUACUGGCGCACUCGCGCAGUACAGGAUUUGCAAGACGCUAUGCACAUGUCCCGCUUGGUGAAGAUCUUCAGCCCAUUAAGCGCAUGUCUGGUCUUGAGUUUCCAGACACCCGAUGGUGACGCAGUUGCACUUUCAGCAAGAUCUUUUCCCACCUGGACGGAGCUGCGAAUCUCUUUCGGCAAGGAGGACACAUCGGGAACAUCAAGUUGCUUGAAGCUGAUAGGCGCGUUGUCAUUGAAGAAUUGUCAUUCACCUCCCAAGUUGACACGGACGAAGGAGGGGCAUGUGGUGGUCUUCACCGGUCAUGGCAAAUCCAGUGGCGCCGGGCAUUGCGUGAUCUUCUCGCCGUUGCAGGGUAGUGAAGCGCACAUGGACUUGGACCAGGUGGCAAAGGACAUGGCUCAUUUGGAUUCGGAGCAUCGGGAUGACCGUGAGCUUCAAGAAGGGGUGAUCAUUUGUCUGGACACCUCCAACUCGAUGUGUCUCAAAUCUUCUUUCCCAACAGACCGGGCGAUUGAAGAGGCCGAAGAAGAAACUUCCAUGUGGGAACUUGGGCCUCCAAGAGAUGAGUCGGAAGAGUUGUUGAACGCAUUGGUGCGCAGAUUUGACCAUCACCCCGGUAUUUACUACUUGCGGCAGUGCAUGGCUGCUGGUGUGGCCGGCCAUGGUCAACCCCAAAUGAUCCUUGAGCAGCUGUGCCAGCUCUUGCGUGGAAGUGGACGAGUCUCAGAGGAACACCUUCACAUGAUCGUGAAACAUUCUGGGGACUUCCUGGCGGUGCUGCAGCCACGAGACGGUCAAGUUCCGCAUGAGUUCUGCUGCCCAAUUACGCAAAGCCUCAUGCUUGAUGCUGUGUGCGCUUCUGACGGCUUCACCUACGAGCGCCACGCGAUCGAAGAAUGGCUCAGCAGAUCGCAGAAGUCACCCAUGACCCGGCAGAAUUUGACCAGGACGCUGGUGGAAAACCACGCCCUGCGCACGCAGAUCCGAGAGUACAGGGACCGCCGCCAGAUGGUAGGUGAUGGGGAAAUUCGCCAAACCAAGCCGGAAGGAGAUGUUCAUGUGGACUGCUGGCUGCCACGAUCUUCCAGUCAGUGGCGCCUCCGGAUCAAGGUCACUGAAAGGACAACAGGUAUGGAUUUGAAAAGAAGCAUUUGCGAACAAACAGAGCAGCCAAUGCACUUGCUGAGAUUGUUUCAUGGUGAUCACUUGCUGCCGGACCGUGUGCCGUUGACUUCUCUGGGGAUUACCGAUGGAUCGCCAAUCACGGUGGCUCUGACAUCUCCGCCUUUUCGGUUAGGAAAGCAUGUCAAAGUCGUCAUAGACGGUUCCUUCGUAUGUACGGUGGCUGCUUGGGAGGUGGUCAUUGCAUUGAAGUGCCGCUACUGGGCCUAUCUGUCACAACGUGAGCGGCUGGCUUUGCCACUGGGUGUCUUGGCCUUGGGCA
Cladocopium goreaui is the source of this 3556-nucleotide messenger RNA. NCBI's taxonomy places the organism in Eukaryota, Dinophyceae, Suessiales, Symbiodiniaceae. The record is from the annotation of a GenBank genome assembly.